Schizosaccharomyces cryophilus OY26 is the source of this 1161-nucleotide messenger RNA. Its product is annotated as outer membrane voltage-dependent anion-selective channel. The coding region runs from base 15 to 962 and encodes 315 amino acids. NCBI's taxonomy places the organism in Eukaryota, Fungi, Ascomycota, Schizosaccharomycetes, Schizosaccharomycetales, Schizosaccharomycetaceae. The transcript has 2 exons. Gene Ontology annotation, molecular function: voltage-gated monoatomic anion channel activity. Gene Ontology annotation, cellular component: mitochondrial outer membrane. The record is from RefSeq and is a predicted model, not a curated record. Gene Ontology annotation, biological process: monoatomic anion transmembrane transport.
UGAGGAUUACGAAUAUGAAAAGGUCCUACUGGGGGUUUCUAAACUUGCCCUUUACAUCACACCAGAAACCACCAAAGGUUCCUUUUGUCUUUAAAAAUAACUGUUUAAUUACCAUGGCUCCUCCUGCUUACGCCUCUAUCGACAAGUUCUGCAACGAUUUAUUGAAUCGUGAUUUUCCCAUUGGAGCUACUCUUUUGAGUGUUCGUACCACCGCUCCUAAUGGUGUUGUUUUCAACGUCUCCGGUAAUCAAGAUGCCAAGGGUAUCAUCGCCGGCAAAUUGGAAACCAACUUCUCCGACAAGGCUAAUGGUUUGACCAUGUCUCAAGGUUGGACAACUGCCAACGUUUUGGAGUCCAAGAUUGGCCUUACCAAUCAAUUUGCUCAAGGUCUUCAUGCCAAUGUUAACACCACUUUCAGCCCUGCUACUGCUGAUAAGACUGCCAUUCUCAAUUUGGAGCAUGAACAUCCUUUGAUCCACAGCCAUGCCUCUGUUAAUGCUUUGGAACGUAAGUUCCUUGGUGACUUCACCGUUGGCCACGAGGGUUUCCUUGCUGGUGCUGAAUUCGGCUAUGAUGUCCAAAAGGGAAGUGUCUCUAAGUAUGCCGCUACUAUUGGUUACCAGGCUACCCCCUUCUCUUUAGCUUUGCAAGCUUCCAACAACCUUAGUGCUUUCCGCGCUAGCUACUAUCACCGCGUUAGCUCUCAAGCCGAGGCUGGUGGUAAUGUUACCUGGGAUGCUUCUUCCACUGCCAACGCCAUCACCUUAGAGCUCGCUUCCAAGUACCAAUUGGAUAAGGAUACCUUUGUCAAGAGCAAGAUUAACAACGCUGGUAUUGCUACCAUGUCUUACUUCCAGACCAUUCGUCCUGGCGUUACUGUUGGUCUUGGUCUUCAACUCGAUACCCAACGUUUAGGACAACCUGCUCACAAGGCUGGUCUUUCUCUUGCUUUCAAUGCUUAAGUUCAACGUUCAUGACAAUUUCUCUGCUAUGCUAGUCGUCAUCUGAAACCUUAACGUUCCUUUAUCACACUAAAAAUAAUUUGUUUGCAACGCAAUUUGAAGAAUGGUUUCACUGAACGAUUGAAUUCUCUUCUAUCUCUACUCCCUUCUCUAAUAACUAGUAGGUUACUUUGUAUGAAUUUCCAAAUCUUCCAGAACA